AUGAGGCUGGUGUCAAAGAUGAACGACUACAGUAUUCAGGGACUUCCACGCCUGGCCGACUCCGACGGCGGCUGGGACUGCCUACGGGCGGGCGACGCCUGCUCCGGCGAUGACACCUGCAGCCCGCGACUGCGCACCCUGCGGCAGUGUGUGGCGGGCGACGGCAGCGUCAAGUUGGGGCCCGGAGCUCGCAACCAGUGUGAGAACGCCAUGACGGCGCUGCUAUCCACACCGCUGCACGGCUGCCAGUGCAAGCGAGGUAUGAAGAAGGAGAAAAACUGCCUGAGCAUCUACUGGAGUCUGCAUCAGUCGGUCCUGCACGGUCUCCACCUGGUAGAGGACUUCCCGUACGAGCCUGAGGAGAGAGGGUCCGGCUACGUCCGCCUGGCCUCCAUCGCUGCAGAGUCAGAAGUGACCGCCGUCAACCGCUGCCUGGACGCCGCGAAGGCGUGCAACAUAGACGAGACAUGUCAGAAGCUGCGCACGGAGUACGUGUCGUCCUGCAUCCAGCCCUCCGCCCGCUCCGGGCCCUGCAACCGGCCCAAGUGCAGCAAGGCGCUCAGGAAGUUCUUCGACCGCGUGCCGGCAGACUACACCCACGAGUUGCUCUUCUGCCCGUGCACCGACACGGCGUGUGCCGAGCGCCGCCGCCAGACCAUCGUGCCGACGUGCUCCUACGAGGACAAGGACAAGCCCAGCUGCCUGGCCCAGCUGAGGGUCUGCAAGGCCGACUACGUGUGCAGGUCUCGCUGGGCCCAGUUCCAGUACGACUGCCAGCCCUGGGAACAGAGCGCCAGCGGCUGCAAGCAGGAGGACCACGGCGCGUGUCUGCUGGCCUACACCGGCCUGAUCG
This is a messenger RNA of Nerophis ophidion (straightnose pipefish), 853 nucleotides long. Its product is annotated as GDNF family receptor alpha-4-like. The record is from RefSeq and is a predicted model, not a curated record. The annotation marks the transcript as partial. Gene Ontology annotation, molecular function: signaling receptor activity. NCBI's taxonomy places the organism in Eukaryota, Metazoa, Chordata, Actinopteri, Syngnathiformes, Syngnathidae. The transcript has 5 exons. Gene Ontology annotation, biological process: nervous system development. Gene Ontology annotation, cellular component: external side of plasma membrane; signaling receptor complex.